Messenger RNA from Parascedosporium putredinis, 2796 nucleotides. The record is from the annotation of a GenBank genome assembly. NCBI's taxonomy places the organism in Eukaryota, Fungi, Ascomycota, Sordariomycetes, Microascales, Microascaceae.
AUGGACGAACGAUCGAUUCUCGAGUUUUAUCGACUCCAAACACUAUAUCCGACCGAAUGGCCCCAGGAGAAUAACAGCGACGCCUCCGACAGCGAAGAUGAGGCCAAGAAAAAGCUGCAGCGGAGGAAAUCCCGAUACCAAGCGCUCGAGAGGACGACGACCCGCAGGAGCAUGAUUGGCGCGGAUUCAUCGGGCAAGGGAGGGGAGGCGGCGCCCUUGUUCAAAAGGACGAGCCGGACCAUGCACGCGAAUGCCGACAGCCAGAUGCUCCUCGACGGUCUCAACGUGCUCACGAGAUCGAUUGAUGAGAAAUCAGCAUCGCUUAAGGAGCUUGUUGAGACCAACUUCGAGCGUUUCGUCAAGGCCAAGGCCACGAUCGACAAUGUCUACAAGGAAAUGAACUUUCGCGCCAGCGGCGUGAACAACCCGCUGGCCUCUCCAGUCCACGAUCCCCGCAAAAAGAAUGCACUGAUCAAGGAGAGCGAGUACGGGGUCCUAGGUAUCAAGGCCCCGCUUCUCGACGUCACCGCAAAGGCAGAAGACGUGUGGGGCCCAGCGUUGGGAGGGCGCGAAAGGGAAGAGCACUUGAAGACGAUCUCUGCCAACAUAGCCAAGUUUAAAGAAUACACCGAGUUGAGCUCCUCUAUCGCGGAAAGCAUCAAGGGCAAGGAUUACGAUAACCUCGUGGAGGAGUACAACAAGGCGAGGAAGAUAGCAGACGAGGCAAAGGCGCUCGCCAAGAGGCUGGGGAGCACGCCUCCGACCGAUCCCGAGCUGUACCAGCUCAUUCUUGCCUGCCGAAUGUGGCACGACGUGGACGAACAGAUCCAGACGUUCAAACGCGAUGUAUGGAGGAGCCUUACCUCGGUCCAAACCGUGGCGCGAUCGGACAACAUGCCUGGCCACCCCGAGGAUCGCCACAUGGAGCUCAUCUCUCUUCUGCUGGAGCUCGGCGUGGACGACAACCCCAUUUGGCUAUGGCUCCUUAGCCGCUACGACUUUCUCAAGGGGAAGAUUCAAGCGACGGCCGACCGAGCCAAGGUCGAAAUCGAGAUCCUCCGUCGCCGCCUUGCCAGCGCCGAAAAGCCUAGCCCUCAAAUCAUUGCAUCCUAUCUACGCGCUGGCCGCCAGCCCGCUCACAGCAGAGGAAGCAACCUUGAUUCGGGCGACAUAAUCGAGCUUUGGGAGAAGAUGCUCACUUUUGUGAGCACUAUGCUGUCCAGGCAAGGGCUCUUGGGCGAGAUCAUUGAUUUCUGGCAAACCGUAAGGGAUUUUGUUAGCGGUACCACGCAGCAAUCACUCCCGGUAGGGUACAAUGGCGAGUCAAAGCAGUUUCAUCGCCUGUCUUCGGAGGGCACCAUAUCACUAGAAAAGGCGGUUGUUGAGCUUGUUGAUAUCACACCGGCAGGACCGGCCACUCCCCUUUCGCCCAACGGCCCGCGCGACCCACGGUUCAACCUAGACCCGAAUAACCUACCGCCCCCUUCACCGAAGCGGGGCGAGGCUUGGGAAAAGUUUGCCUUUUGGCCCCCGUGGUCCAACUCGCUCAGCGGUGUGCACUACCUCUCCAAAAUGCUGGCCCUCAUCGGCGCGGGGGCUGCGGAGCUAGCCGCCAUCAAGGCUCUCGGGAAUGCGGACGGUGCGGCCGUGGAAAGGUUGAAGGCCUUGGUCGGCAUCGCCAGGGAACGGUCCGUCACCGCUCUUUGCGCCGCAUGGAACAAGGACGCGGAGAAUAUCAAGUUUGUUGAGGACUGGCAGAGGGGUGAGGCUGGAGAUGUCACUCGCAUGCCCUCCAGCUUCGCCGCCUUUGAGGGUUCCCUCCUCGCUGGCAUGCAAAAGAUCCUCUACAUCUCCGAGGCCAUGUCCAAACCCGGGGCGGAGUACAUCGUUCUUCCACCCCAGGCGAAGCUUCUGCAGAUGGUGCGCAGUCAGUACGUCACUACGCUCUACAAAGCGCUUAGCGGCAUGGUUGAGAAUGCGGAGAGGUCCCUAAAGCAGGCGGACGACGAGUGGACGACCGAUAUUGACGGUACCCUCGCAACAUCAGCCUUGAUGGCUUCAGUCGCGAGCAAGGGUACGCUAGAUGCUAGUGACAGAAAUGUCCGGAUGCUCCUGACUUUAAGCAACCUCCAAGCCGUUAGGGCCUCUGUGGUGCCCGCGCUGAAUGCGCAGUUUGAAAACGCCUUCUCGGUCAAGCUCACGGACGAGUCCAAGACGAUCCGCGACGUGCUCGGCCAGAUUGACGCGCGGCUCUUCCAAACGUACACGCGGCCGGCCGUCGACAACCUCAAGAGCAUCAUCAAAGAGGGCAUCGCCGAUUCCGACUGGAGCCCAGCACCAGGGGUCCGGCCCACCGAGGCAAAGCCCUACGUGUACGAGGUCCUUCUCAGCCUCGUCCUCAUCCACUCGCAGGUUUCCACAACGGCGCCCUCGCUCACCACGCAGGUUCUGUCGUUCCUCCUCGAGCAGAUCAGCCGCGAGCUCCUGGAGACGUAUCGGCUGCGGCCCAAGUACACGCUUCAAGCCCUCAUGCAGGCGACGCUCGACGUCGAGUUCAUCGCCCAGACCCUCAGCCAGUACACGACCGACCGUGCAUCCGAACUACAGGGCCAGAUUUACCAGGAGCUGGACGGCCGGACGGACGACACUACGCGGGCCAAGUUGCAAUCGGAGCUUCCUGAGAUGCGUAGCGUGCUCAAGAAGCUGCGGGAAGCCAGCAAGAUGGAGUUUGCAUGCUUCAGGAAGCCCAAGAGGCCGCAGCAAGGAGAUCGAAGGGACACGGCGGCCAGUGGGUAG